GCGACACAAUAUUCACAAAAGCGAGUAUUUUGUCAUUUGUUAUUACGCAGGUUUUAGGAAGCCGAGUUCAUGUUCUUGAUCUUUACUUUAACCCCAGCAUGAGGAUCCUCAGUUCUGUGCUUUGGAUAUUAGGCAUUCAAGCAGUUGCGUCCAAGGAAGUGCGGUAUAUCCAAACAACGGAAGGAGAGUCUGUGAGCAUUUACAGUGAGCCAGAACCAGAGGAGAGGAAAGGACAGCUGAUUGAGUUUUACCUGGAGCACACGGCCACUCAGCCAAAGAGGCAGGUCCUCUUCCUGUCGGAGAACGGUGCAAAGGAAAGUCCAUCUUACACUGGCCGUGUCCAGACAAGUGAAAACGUCGCAUCUUUGCCAAUAAACGUGAACAUCUCCCAGUUGCGCCGCACUGACACUGGCCUGUACACAAGCAGGUUUAUUUACAAAGACUCCUUAUCCAAUCAGGACGUCCAGGGCAGCACUCAGCUCUUUCUUCAUGUUAAAGGAGCAGAAGAAGAUGGCCCUUGCCAGUGCAGUCGCUACACAUCUCUGCUGUAUGCCAUCUCUGCAGCAGUAGCUCUGCUCUCUCUUCUGCUCACUGGCUUCUGCCUGAUGCAACAUAGCAAACAGAGGCCAAGUUCAAAGCCCUCACCACCAAUGAAUGACAUUUAUGAGGUGAUGUCCAUUGGACAGCAGGGGAAUCUUGUGACCCAGAAUGGCCAACAGAUGGCUACCCAGCAGGAGGACAUGAACAUAUAUGCCACGCCUAACCUGAUGCCUGUGCAGGAGAAUCAGUAUGCAAGUCCUCAGACUUUAAGGCCCAGCCUUCAAACUCAAACGUCUGUUCUGUGACAACUCUCAGAUCAUUUGAGGACAGAUUCUAAGAGUUCUUGAUGAAUACUGGACAGGACAGUUUAAUCAAGCAGUGUAAUCGCUGAUGUGGGCAUGUUAAGAUGCAAUGCAUGUUGCAGUAUCCCUCAAUACGUUGAACUUCCGAUGAAAGGUGGUGGAAUAGAUGGCCCAUACGGCUUUCCAAUUUUAUUGCUGGUGGGAGAUUCUGUAGCCUAUGUUAAAACAAUGUGAAGCAUCACCUUUAGAAUACCAUGUUUUGUAUGACUGUGGAGACAAUGUUAUCUGAUCUUGGUGAAACUUCAGCUAAUUAAUUUGCUGUGUAUGUAGGCCUACUGUAAGUAUGGUAGGCUGCUGGUUAUGUGUAUAAGUUAAACACCUUUACUUUAACCUAUUAGCGACUGUUGUGCAGAAAACAGCAUACACACAAUACUUGUUCUAUAAUACAUUGUAUUAUAUGAUAGUUUGUAUAGCUUAUGAGUCUUGAAGAACACAACUUUUGGCCAAGAAAAAAUGCAAUUUAUUAACUGUUUGUAAUAAGCUCGAUAGUUCAAGAAAACAUUUUUUUCUGCUGCAUGUCAUCAACAAUCACAUUCUAGGAGGACAGAGAGAAAGGAAAAAAAUCCAAACGAUUCAAAGCCACUGACUCAUUCUCUGAAAAUCUCAGUACAGACAUUUUCCUUGACAUUGUAAAACAAAAAAAAGGCAAAAAUGCCACCCCAUUUUGCCCAAAACCCCACCCAUGAUUCCUGUCGGAGAAAAAGUACACCCUUAAAACUCAUCUUUUUUUCUUAAACGGGCUACAUUAAAAACCCACAGUGUUCUGCUCCAAUGAGAUGUUCAUUGGUUUAGGAAUACAUAGCAUGGCAAUGAAAGAUAAAAGUGGGGAGAAGGGGGUAUACUCGAAAGGACUUCUUUUGGGUUGGGGAGAGGAUCCAGAGGUGAAGUGCAACACCCUAAUAAGGAAAGCCCAGGUGCUCUCCCACGCCCCCAACAACUUGUGCAUAGAUCAUGAUCCUUUAAAACCAGCAUCUCAGUCCUUCCUUAUCAAACAAUUAGUCCAUGUUGAUGCAGACACCCUUCAGUGAAAGUCCUCUCCUUAGUCGUUUCAUACCCGCCAUGACAGGGAGAUUAUGGGAGAAGAGACAAACAUUAUAAUGCACAAAACUCCUGAUUUCUGACAGGAAGGGACCUCAUAUGAAAAUACAAGAGAUUGCAAACAUCCAGCAAACUUGUGUGUCUAUUUUGCCGUCCAUUUCACUAUCAAAAAUCCUUGAUCAUUUUUGUUUAAAAUGUAAAGCAUUUUUUUCAUAUAAUAGAUAUCUUAGAUAUAUAUAAAGCACUCAUCUUUUUCUUUUAGAGUUCAUUAUUUGGUAAAUAUGUACUGUAUCUGCUACGGAUUUAUCAGAGACAAUGAACUUUAUCUGCUGCUGCUUCUGAAAUUCAUAACCCUCAGUGCUUACAAUUUUUGUCAUCCUUUUUGUUUGUUCUCAAAAAAGGAACAUUAAAAUGUCAUGGAGGUGGUGCUCGAGAGCCCUAGCCAUCCUGAGAUGUUGUCCACUUUUUUUUUCUUCUUCUGAGUGUGCAAGAUGGUAGAGCAACAAUGCCUUUGUUUGACAAGGAACAAAAACAAACAUUUCCAUACACAGACAUGAACAGGCUCUGUCAGUCAGAACAAAAUAACAACAUAAAACUUUAUACAUGAAAUACAGACACAACACUGAUCAGUCCCAGAGCUUGGAAAUUAGCAAAAUAAUCUUCAUAUCAUUACAUGUUUCAUAUUUUCAUCUUAUCCAUUUCACUAUUGAAAGUUUGUUUUCAACCUGACAAUUCCAUUUGUAAAAUUCUUUUCAUCUAACUUCAGCAACAAACAAAAUGCUUGUAAACGCAUUGUGGAUGGCCUGACAAAGAGAGAAAAUGGGGGAGUGGGGCAUAACAAAUACUUGAGUGGACAACAGAAAAGAUAAAAUGGAAAGAACCAUCAGAAAAUAAAGCUAGAAAACACACUACAAAAGGUAGGCACCUCUGAAAUGAGUCCUGCAGUCACCUCCAGUUGACCUCCUGUCCUUUUCUGGCAUAGAGAGGACAAGCUCUACUUCUGUAUGUCUAUCUAUGGCCACAGUUCAAGAGUCUUUUUUUAAACAGCUUUUUAUCAUUUUAUACUUUUUUUGUGUUUUAAAAUUUUUUUCUUUUAAUAAUUGGGAGGAAAAAAAACUGGUGCAAUACUCAUUAUCUGCUGACCUUAAAAAUGUUUUCUUACAUUAUUCCACAAUAAAAGCCACUAAAAGGUAGAUAUAACAUAGUACAUAUUUAAUAAUAACAAAGAGAAAAACACACUUGUUUUUUUGUAUCUUGUGAAGACCUCGAGUAAACAUUUACACGUGAAUUGUCACCGCCUCCCCUCAGUUUGUUUGUCAUUUCGUGGUGUACAAUUAGCUGAACGAGGGUCAGCCGACACAGUCAGUGCAACGCUAGAAGCUAAUAACAACAACAUUAUACAUCAGAAUAUAGAGGAUUUUGUUUUUCAUGAGCGCAAAAAAAUGAAGAAAAACCUAAAAACUAUGAG
Messenger RNA from Sardina pilchardus (European sardine), 3408 nucleotides. RefSeq lists its product as uncharacterized. Gene Ontology annotation, cellular component: membrane. The record is from RefSeq and is a predicted model, not a curated record. Bases 99 to 845 code for a protein of 248 amino acids. The transcript is spliced from 4 exons. Gene Ontology annotation, biological process: adaptive immune response. Gene Ontology annotation, molecular function: signaling receptor activity. Lineage: Eukaryota; Metazoa; Chordata; Actinopteri; Clupeiformes; Clupeidae.